Messenger RNA from Brassica napus (rape), 1674 nucleotides. RefSeq names its product UDP-glucuronic acid decarboxylase 4. The transcript has 6 exons. The coding region runs from base 158 to 1474 and encodes 438 amino acids. Gene Ontology annotation, cellular component: cytoplasm. Gene Ontology annotation, biological process: D-xylose metabolic process. The record is from RefSeq and is a predicted model, not a curated record. Gene Ontology annotation, molecular function: NAD+ binding; UDP-glucuronate decarboxylase activity. Lineage: Eukaryota; Viridiplantae; Streptophyta; Magnoliopsida; Brassicales; Brassicaceae.
CGCGUCUUCUACUUCAAAAAGAAAAAAAAGGAAAGAGAAAAGUCAAUUCGCAUUUCACUCCCGUCCUAAAGGUCGACUCGGGAUUCAAACACACUCCGAUUAAUUCUCUCCUUAAUUAUUUCGAUCCAGAUUUCAAUUAAACAAGAAGAAGAAGAAGAUGGCGUCGGAGCUGACGUACCGGCGACACGAGAUGGAGGUGGAGCAACCAGAAGCGCAAGCUCUCAAUCGGAAGCCGAUCAAGCCGUGGUUCGUAUCGAUUCGUCCUGUCAUCAGUUACAUGCUACGGGAACAGAGACUCCUCUUCGUUCUCGUCGGCAUCGCGAUCGCCACAUUAGCCUUCACGAUUCUCUCUCCGUCCUCCAACCAACCGAUCCCCAACUACUCGGAUCCGAUUUCCGGAUCCUCGUUGUCGGUUCAGAGGAAAUCCAGCAUCGAGUACAUAACCGGCGGUGGGAUGGGAUCGGUGGGAGGAAAGAUCCCUCUGGGUCUGAAACGCAAAGGUCUUCGGGUGGUGGUGACCGGUGGGGCCGGUUUCGUGGGGUCACACCUGGUGGACAGACUGAUGGCGAGAGGAGACAAUGUGAUCGUCGUCGAUAACUUCUUCACGGGGAGUAAAGAGAACGUGAUGCACCAUUUCGGGAACCCUAACUUCGAGCUCAUCAGGCACGACGUCGUCGAGCCGAUUCUUCUUGAGGUUGACCAGAUCUACCAUCUCGCUUGCCCUGCUUCUCCCGUGCACUACAAGUUCAACCCCGUGAAGACGAUCAAGACGAAUGUGGUGGGGACGUUGAACAUGUUGGGGCUGGCGAAGAGGGUGGGAGCGAGGUUCCUGCUGACGAGUACGAGUGAGGUGUACGGAGAUCCUCUGCAGCACCCUCAGGUUGAGACUUACUGGGGCAACGUUAAUCCCAUCGGUGUUCGGAGUUGUUACGACGAAGGGAAGCGUACGGCGGAGACGUUGGCCAUGGACUACCACAGAGGAGCUAAUGUUGAGGUUAGGAUAGCUCGGAUCUUCAAUACUUAUGGGCCAAGGAUGUGUAUUGAUGACGGUCGUGUUGUUAGCAACUUCGUUGCCCAGGCAUUAAGAAAAGAGCCAUUGACUGUUUAUGGCGAUGGCAAGCAGACUAGGAGUUUCCAGUUUGUCUCUGAUCUGGUGGAGGGUCUGAUGAGGUUGAUGGAAGGAGAACACGUUGGGCCAUUUAACCUUGGUAACCCUGGUGAAUUCACCAUGCUCGAGCUCGCUAAGGUGGUGCAAGAGACGAUAGACCCGAACGCAAAGAUAGAGUUUAGACCAAACACAGAGGACGACCCACACAAGAGGAAACCAGACAUAACAAAGGCCAAAGAGCUUCUAGGUUGGGAACCAAAGGUGGCUCUCCGCCAAGGACUCCCACUUAUGGUCAAAGAUUUCCGUCAGCGUGUCUUUGGCGACCAGAAGCAGGAGGAGACCACUUCUUCUUCGUCAACAGAAUAAAAUCUAUGUCUCCGCUGUAAGCUCAUAUAUAAACAACCCAUAACUCCAUGACCAUCGCAGCAGCAGCAGGAAUCAUAGGGACGGAACAUCCUUGUUUCUUUUCAUUUUUUUCACAUUCCUUUUUGUUAUUUUUCUCCUUGUCUGUCAAUGUAGUUGGUGAUGGGACCUCACACCGAUUUUGAAAUCUUUUUUUUACCGUA